AUGGAUCCCUUUCGCCUCGGCAAAAAAUGCUUCCCACACAACCAAAAUCGAUUCAGACCUCCGCGACAAGUUUCAGCCUCCAUCGACCUUUUCGCAUCUUCCCUCCUCUGCCUGCCGCUAUUUUGCGUCUCCGUCUACCCCCGAACGGCAGCAGCAGCUACUCAUACGCAUAUCCCACCGCCCAUCAUGGAUGCCUCCGGAAAAGUCCCCAUCAAGUUCGCCAAAGUGACCCGCGUUCUCGGCCGCACCGGUUCGCGAGGUGGUGUCACUCAGGUCCGCGUUGAGUUCAUGGACGACACAUCUCGAUCCAUCAUCCGAAACGUCAAGGGCCCAGUCAAGGUCGAUGAUAUUCUGUGCCUACUCGAGUCCGAGAGAGAAGCCCGCAGACUGAGAUAAAAGGCUUUCAAUAAAAUGAAUAUAUAGC
This is a messenger RNA of Histoplasma capsulatum G186AR, 424 nucleotides long. RefSeq lists its product as uncharacterized. The record is from RefSeq and is a predicted model, not a curated record. Bases 1 to 396 code for a protein of 131 amino acids. NCBI's taxonomy places the organism in Eukaryota, Fungi, Ascomycota, Eurotiomycetes, Onygenales, Ajellomycetaceae. The transcript is spliced from 3 exons. Gene Ontology annotation, biological process: ribosomal small subunit assembly; maturation of SSU-rRNA; translation. Gene Ontology annotation, molecular function: structural constituent of ribosome. Gene Ontology annotation, cellular component: cytosolic small ribosomal subunit; ribosome.